Rhizoctonia solani is the source of this 1584-nucleotide messenger RNA. RefSeq names its product Cellulase (glycosyl hydrolase family 5 protein). Gene Ontology annotation, cellular component: cell surface; extracellular region. The transcript has 14 exons. Bases 1 to 1584 code for a protein of 527 amino acids. Gene Ontology annotation, molecular function: beta-glucosidase activity. Lineage: Eukaryota; Fungi; Basidiomycota; Agaricomycetes; Cantharellales; Ceratobasidiaceae. The record is from RefSeq and is a predicted model, not a curated record. Gene Ontology annotation, biological process: glucan catabolic process.
AUGAGGCUCCGUUCUGUCGCUAUUGGCACCAGCUUGCUCGGUGCUACCGCAGUAUCUGCUGCGAAGAGCAGUUUACCAGUCGACAAGGUAUAUGGCACAAAUCUUGGAAGUUGGUUGCUGGUCGAGCCUUGGAUGCUCCCCAAUGAAUGGGUCAAUAAAAUGGGUGGUGACAGCUGCGAGUCCGAUUGUUCAUCUUGCGCAUACAGUGAAUUUGAUUUGGUCAAAAAGAUCGGCCAAGAGAGGGCUGAUAAAGUAUUUGAUGAGCAUUGGGCCACUUGGUUCACCGAGAAGGAUGCGGACAUUAUUAAAAACGCUGGUCUCAACAUGAUUCGAAUUCCUCUUGGUUACUGGAUCGUUGAGUCCCUUGUGGACCGCUCAACUGAGCACUACCCUCGUGGUGGGAUGAAGUACCUGAAGAAAGGUCUUCGCUGGCUCAAGAAAAGAGGUAUCUAUGUUAUGCUUGACCAUCAUGCGCUGCCGGGUGUGGCGUCUGCCAACCAGAUGUUUGCCGGGCGCUGUACUAGCGACGUCCAAUUCUAUACUCCGAAAAACUACAAACGUGCCUUAAUCUGGGCUGGAGUCAUGACAGCUAUGACCCACACGGACCCGGACUGGAGCAGUGUUUUCUCCAUCGAGGCUAUCAACGAGCCGGCUCGUGACGCCAACCAGACCCCCGGUUACGGCGAGUAUCAAAAGCAAUAUGUCCAGGUGGUUCGCCUAGUGGAAUAUGCGUUGGGAGUCCCUUGUCCAGACACUGAUUAUACCAAGAUUUUCCCUGAUUUAUCAUACUCGAAAUCAUACGACAAAGGCUUACCCGCGGUUGCUGCUCACAUUAAGGACAAGACCAUUCGCGACGUGCUGAUGGAAGUGCACAAAUAUAUGAAGUCCAACGCUGAGGAGUUCGGCCUCGGGUCUGAUAUCUAUGUCGAUAUUGAUGUCGAUGUCAAUCUAUCGUUUGGUGCCUCCACGUCGGAAGUUGAGAAGCGCGAGCCUGUGGAACCUGUCGUCCCUCACGGAUCCAGCUUGGAACGCCACAAUGCUCGUAGGCGCCUCCACCACGAGCACGGUCUCUCAGCCAGGUUAGGCAAGGAUGUAUGCCGCACUUGUCUGACUACUGUGUUCCAAAACAUGCAUUGGCAAUACAAUAACCCACCUAAUCCGGCUGAUGCCGCCAAUGGACCUCAGGCCUACGACGCACACCUGUAUUUCGCUUUCGGUGGUGUCGCGGACCCCAACCCUGAGUCAUAUAUGAAGACCAUAUGCAACACUAAUCGUGUUGCGAGGGCAAAGUCUGUCGGUAACUCUCCGCUGGUUUUUGGCGAAUGGUCGGUUGCUACCAACUUCAACGCCACUCCCGAGUUCUAUCAAGACUGGCUGGAUGCCCAAAGAACAAUCUACGCCGGUCAGGCCGAUGGCUGGCUGUUCUGGAGCUACAAGCUUGAGAAAGGAAAUAGAUAUGUUCCUGACAUGUCAUGGUCAGCCACUUACGAGGCUGGCUACUUUACGAAGGAUGAUCCUAGCAAACUCAAGAACCCGGAUGUAUGCAAACCUUGGAUAGCGAAUAGUACUACCACUGUGGCUUGA